CAACAUUGGAAGCCACAAGUGGACAACUAUACCAAGCCCCAACUCAGUAUAAGCCAACGUGUCCAUCGCCCACAGGGAGAGAGACUCUGAGAAGAAGAUAACGAAAAAUCAGAGGGCACACACAGAUAGACACACACAGUCAUCAGCAAUUCUGGUUCAGCAGCCUUAAAUCGGCAAGAAUCCCGAAGAGUUCCCGAAAGGAUGACCGAAACGUGUCCAUCUCUCUCGAUCCGCAAAACCCUCGCUAAAAUCCAUGGUCUUGUUUUUUUCUUUCCGUUAAAGCUCUCCCUCUCUCGUACUCUCUGAACCCCUCAUUUGGUCUUGUUUGGCCUUGAUUUCUUUAACUAUAGCUGUUUGAUUCCUGUUACACCCACUAACCGUCUUUUCUUUCUAGAUUUUUCUUCAUCGUCUUCUUCUUCUUCUUCAGAUCCGUUUUGCAGCUCCGGGGUAUUUUCUGAUCUCAGACACAGGUGUUAAAGAUGAUUGACACCAUCGACUCUUCAGGUUCAAAGAAAUGCUCGACCCACUUCUGCUGACCCACUUCAGGUCCCAAAUCUGGUUACGGAAGAGAACAAAAACGAACACCCAUUAAACCUUUAUCUGAAUUGACCCACAAAAGCUUUCCUUUCUUAAGUUGUGCAAUUUCCGAUAGGAGUAGGUGAAAUAGAGGAUUUUUUUUCUUUUUGAGUUGGGUUGUUACCGAAUUUGGUUGACGUAGAAACUACUUUUGAUUGGUUUCAAGCCUUUAUUUCAGUAGAACUCUAUCUGGUUCAGUGUAGACAAGCUGGAUAAGAUGAGUUUGGGUGCGGCAGAGGAUGAUUCCGCAUCGGAGAUACACAUUCCGGCGGAUAUAGACUGGCACAUGCUUGAUAAAUCCAAGUUCUUCAUCCUCGGGGCCGCUUUAUUUUCCGGUGUAUCGACGGUUCUUUACCCUGCUGUGGUCUUGAAGACUCGGCAACAGGUCUCACCUAUACCGAUUUCCUCCCUCAAAAUGUCUUUCUCCGUUAUGCGUCAUGAAGGUGUGAGAGGUUUCUACAGAGGUUUUGGUACCUCUUUAAUGGGUACAAUCCCAGCUCGUGCACUUUACUUGGGAGCACUAGAGGUAACCAAGAGUGGCGUUGGUUCAGCAACUAUUAGGUUUGGUUUUUCAGAUACUACAGCUGUGGCUAUAGCCAACGCUGCAGCUGGGUUGAGCUCAGCAAUGGCUGCCCAGUUAGUUUGGACCCCAAUUGAUGUUGUGAGCCAAAGACUGAUGGUUCAAGGUUGCUGUAAGAAUUUGCUUCCCAAUGUGAAUUGCAGAUAUAGCAAUGGCAUCGACGCCUUUCGAAAAAUUCUGUAUUCAGAUGGUCCUAGAGGAUUGUAUAGGGGAUUUGGGAUUUCAAUGGUGGCUCAUGCACCAUGUAAUGCGGUCUGGUGGACAUCUUAUUCAAUGGCGAAUCGGUUCAUUUCAGAGGGUAUUGGAUGCUACACGACCAAGAGAGAUGAGGUUGGGGUUCUUCCUGGGUGCGGGGUUAGGCCUAUUUCAAUGUCCAUGUUGGGAGUGCAAGGAGUCAGUGCAGCCAUAGCUAGUGGCAUUUCUGCGUUAGUAACGAUGCCUCUCGACACAAUUAAGACUAGAUUGCAGGUUUUGGAUGGUGAAGAGAAUGGGAGAAGAAAGCCAUUGACAAUUAUGCAAACAGUGAGGAAUUUGGUGAAGGAAGGUGGAUUCAGUGCUUGUUACAGGGGAUUGGGGCCAAGGUGGGCUUCAAUGUCUUUUUCUGCAACAACAAUGGUGACUACUUAUGAGUUUUUGAAACUAAUUUCUGCUAAGAACCAAGAAUGUUUGACAUCAUGACCGACUCCAGUGAGUCUUGCCAGUGGCAUAAGAAUACAGAGGGAAGGGAACUACUACUUGUACCAAAGCCUGAAAUCCUCUUAAUGUAAAUUCUCACACUUUUUAUUUUCUCUGUGUUAAUCAUGGUGUGAUGAUCAUAUCAAAAUCAAUGUAAAUUGCAGAAGAAAAGCAAGGAAGGUUUUUUUGCUCCUUUCCUGCCAUGGUUAUGCUCACAAUCUGGAGUGGUUACACAAGUCUUAGGCACUUCCAUCUAUAUUUAUUUUUAUUUUGUAGAUAUCAUAGUUUAUUUGAUAAGAUCCAUCACUUCUUGUAUGGUAUGGAUGCUGGGGGCCAUGAAAGGUUAGUUGCAUAAUUAAGGUAGUAUAUCUUGUGUAAUUUGGUAGUUUCAAUAAUUGAGAAUCCAUACUUGGAAUUGCAGGUGAUAAUGACAGAGGUUUACUGUUUGAAUCCAUAUGCAGGUAGGUUAGGUAAGGUGAGGUGGGGUGAGCCCAUACAUUUUGUUCAUACUCUGGAAACUAAAUUAAUGCCUGAAUAAUUUGUUAAUAGUA
Messenger RNA from Tripterygium wilfordii, 2382 nucleotides. RefSeq names its product solute carrier family 25 member 44-like. Bases 794 to 1834 code for a protein of 346 amino acids. The transcript has a single exon. Gene Ontology annotation, biological process: transmembrane transport. NCBI's taxonomy places the organism in Eukaryota, Viridiplantae, Streptophyta, Magnoliopsida, Celastrales, Celastraceae. The record is from RefSeq and is a predicted model, not a curated record.